GAGACUUAUUUGCGGCUUUUCCCUGAUAUUUAUUUCUAAAGGCCUGAAAUUCCACCGAACUGUUUUUGGAUAAGGGUCGAAUAACACCUUCUCAUUCGAGAAGACGUUAGAAACAAGAAGCCAAGGGGUCACCCCCAGAUCACUCAAAGAAAUCGAUCGCCGCCGCAAUGGAUAACGGAUGUGCCCUGAGCUCUUUGUCGUCCUCAACCGCUUCCUCCAAAUUCACUCCAGCUCAUAACAGGCUUGUUGGGAACACUACCCCAAUCUUCUGUCCUCUCAAUCAAUUGGCAACCAAUCAGUCCAACGGUGUCAUUUCACGUAGAUCUCACUCUCUGAUCCGUGCAGUUUCAAAUGAAGUAGGGAGCAGGAAUAAGAGAAUAAGCAGUCUUGAAUCUCUUUUUUGCUAUGACAAGUCUGUGCCUGAGGAAGUUAUAGAGAAACCUAUUGGGCUGUCUUUGAUUGAGAAAAAUAUCGGAAAUAAACCUCCUUGUGGUGGUUGUAAAGCAGCAGGCGCAGUACUAUGCAAAACGUGCUCUGGUUCAGGCUUAUAUGUCGACUCUAUUAUGGAAUGUCAAGGAAUUAUUGUUAAAGUUCGAUGCUUAGGUUGUGGUGGGAGUGGAAACAUAAUGUGCUUAGAAUGUGGCGGCAGAGGUCAUCAAUGAUUCCCAUAUUUUGUUGUUUAUACUCAUAGUGUAUGUUCUGUAGCUCUACAAAGUUGAAUCUAUAAGAGUGAAACACACCAAAAUCAAGACUUCAUGUUACAUACAUUAGUUGUUCACGAGUCAUCAGAAUAUGUGAUCAAUAAUGAAUAAAUGGUGUUGCUUUUUUGUCAUUCUUUUUUGUUGUACUUAAGAUAAUGCACUAUUAAACUCGAAUAUUUGUUUGUACUGGGAAGGCUGCUCAUUGUUACUCCAAAAUUGAAUAAUUCCAAGAAGAGAAACAUUGAUACCAUAAUACCAGAUUACCAGUAGUUUUUUUUUGCCAUGUAUAGUCCUCCC
Messenger RNA from Cuscuta europaea, 998 nucleotides. NCBI's taxonomy places the organism in Eukaryota, Viridiplantae, Streptophyta, Magnoliopsida, Solanales, Convolvulaceae. The record is from the annotation of a GenBank genome assembly.